AAGCGGACAAAGGAUAACUUGUGCUGUCAGCGUCGAAAACAUUGCAAAUAUUGUUCUCAUUAUUCGGAUGUAAAUUUUUCACUUAUUCAAAUUUCGAUGGAGCUCAAAAUGUGAAUGAAAGUGAAUCAAUGAUGUCUAUUCUGUUGAAGUAUAGUGCUAUCAAGCAGGCGAUGUCACCGAAAAGUGAUUUCAAUCGUUAUCUGGUUGGAUUCGUUACGAGUUUAGUUUUGCUUGCGCUAUGGUUUAGCGGUGGCUCAGUGUCGGAAGCGGACAGCGAUCAGGUGUCGUUGGAUCUUGUCGAUAUUCCACAGAUCGUGCUUGAUCAGGAUGCCGAGUUGGCUAGAGCAAGGAACAAAAAUUGCUCCUAUUGGGAUUGUUUCAAUGUGUAUCGCUGCGGUCAGAGAGGCACUGGAAAUGGCGCCUCCGGUUUAUGGGCAGAAGAACAACAGGAGCGAAUAUCAAUUUAUGUUUAUCCGUUAAAAGAGUAUACCGACAGCGAUACUGGGAAGCAAGCGUUUCAGUUAACGAAGGAAUUUUACAAUAUUAUAAAGACCAUAGUCAACAGUCCGUAUUAUACGGCGAACCCGAACCAGGCUUGCUUGUUUGUCCCAACGCUGGAUACGCUCAAUCAAAACCGUAUUGAUGUUAAUAUGGUGGGAAAGGCUUUAGCAUCACUGCCAUAUUGGGAAAAUGGUGAGAACCACAUAUUGUUCAAUUUUAUUGCCGGCUCAGGGCCUGACUAUAAUACUGUGCUCGAUGUGAAUACUGAUCGGGCUAUGAUUUUGGGAUCCGGAUUCGACAGCUGGACCUAUCGACCGGGAUUCGAUCUCGCUAUGCCGAUGUACAGCUCGCUUCUGGAAUAUAUUUUUCCAAAAACUGCCGGAGCUGAACGUAAAUUCUUGCUGAUAUCAUCUCAAUUAAACAUCUUUCAGCGACACUAUCGGAUAAUGCAGGAAUUGACAUAUGAUUAUGCCAAUGAUAUUCUUCUUCUUCAACGAUGUCCAACAUCAACGGUUAAGAUAGACGAAAUCUACGAAUUCCAACGAACAGCGGAUGAGGCAGGCAGCCCUGAAGAAUUGCUUAAAAUAAUCAAAGAUAUCCGUUGUAACUUCCCCCAAGGAAUCGAAUAUGAGUACCCAAAUGUUUUGACUAGUGGACAAUUUUGUUUGGUUGCAAGAGGAGUGCGACUGUCUCAACCUACGCUAAUGGACGCAUUGGCAGCGGGUUGUAUCCCAGUUGUUAUGGCCGAUAAUUUAAUUCUUCCGUUCAAUGAAGUUUUGGAUUGGGAUCUGGCCUCAAUUAGAAUUUACGAAAACAACCUUCACUCGGUAAUGACAACGCUGAAAGCGGUUUCUAAUGAACGCAUUCGGGAGCUUCGAACACAUGGGGCUUACUUCUAUGAUAGAUAUUUCUCUAGCUUGGAGAAGAUUGUACUAACGACUUUGGACCUAUUGAAUGAUCGUGUUUUUCCUCAUCUUAGCAAAACGUAUCUGCACUGGAAUGUAGCGAAAACGAAGCAUUCAAGUCAGAACCCAUUGUUCCUGCCGCUAAUAGCUCCUAAAUCACAAGGCUUUACUGCCGUAAUUCUAACCUAUGACCGGAUUGAGAGUCUGUUUAUUCUGAUACAGAAACUAGCCACAGUUCCGUCGCUUCAAAAGAUUCUAGUCAUCUGGAACAACCAGAAAAAGUCUCCUCCUCAUCCAUCACUGUUUCCAAAAAUUAUCAAGCCUCUGAAGGUGAUUCAAACGUCAUCCAAUAAACUGUCGAAUAGGUUUUAUCCCUACGAGGAAAUUGAAACAGAGGCGAUCUUGACGAUCGAUGACGAUAUCGUGAUGCUUACCGCGGACGAGUUGGACUUUGGUUACGAAGUGUGGCGUGAAUUUCCCGAUCGCAUCGUGGGAUUUCCCUCGCGAACUCAUGUUUGGGAUAACGCUACCAAUCGGUGGCGAUACGAAUCGGAGUGGACCAAUCAAAUCUCGAUGGUGCUCACCGGGGCAGCGUUUCAUCACAAAUACUGGAGUUAUAUGUACACCAACGCGAUGCCGGGUAAUAUUAAGGAAUGGGUUGAUGACCACAUGAAUUGCGAGGAUAUCGCUAUGAACUUCUUGGUGGCUAAUAUCACCAAUAAACCACCAAUUAAGGUGGCACCGAGAAAGAAGUUCAAAUGUCCCGAGUGUACCAACAACGAAAUGCUUUCGGCUGAUUUGAAUCACAUGAUGGAACGAUCGGCUUGCAUCAAUCGCUUUUCAGAAAUUUACGGUACGAUGCCAUUGAGGACUGUGGAAUUCCGAGCUGAUCCCGUGCUGUUUAAGGAUAACUUCCCGGAGAAGUUGAAGCGGUUCAAUGAUAUUGGUAGCUUGUGAAGUGCUACUGUCAGUGUGGACAUGAGUGCAAUAUAAGAAACGUUUAGAGAUAAAAUAUGGCAAAUCUAGGUGUCCAGCUUAAAAUAUAGUUAUUAUUAGGCAAACUAUCACUACGAUGGCAACUUUUAGAAGUAUUAUCAGCAAAUGCAUUCAGUAUUUGAUACUUUUAGUGUGUUGUAAUAAAACAGCUUUAAAAAUUAAAC
Messenger RNA from Toxorhynchites rutilus septentrionalis, 2566 nucleotides. RefSeq names its product exostosin-2 (gene sotv). Gene Ontology annotation, molecular function: glycosyltransferase activity. Bases 129 to 2363 code for a protein of 744 amino acids. The transcript has 2 exons. Lineage: Eukaryota; Metazoa; Arthropoda; Insecta; Diptera; Culicidae. The record is from RefSeq and is a predicted model, not a curated record. Gene Ontology annotation, cellular component: membrane.